Vombatus ursinus (common wombat) is the source of this 309-nucleotide messenger RNA. RefSeq names its product biogenesis of lysosome-related organelles complex 1 subunit 2-like. The transcript has a single exon. Gene Ontology annotation, cellular component: BLOC-1 complex; BORC complex; gamma-tubulin complex. Gene Ontology annotation, molecular function: gamma-tubulin binding. Lineage: Eukaryota; Metazoa; Chordata; Mammalia; Diprotodontia; Vombatidae. Gene Ontology annotation, biological process: lysosome localization; endosomal transport. Bases 1 to 309 code for a protein of 102 amino acids. The record is from RefSeq and is a predicted model, not a curated record.
AUGCCUUGGGAGAACAUCGUGGGGCUGUGCCAGGACAUGUUCUCCAAAAUGGCCACGUACCUAACAGGUGAGCCGACAGCCACCAGUGAAGACUAUAAACUUCUGGAAAAUAUGAACAAACUGACUAGCUUGAAGUAUCUCGAAAUGAAAGAUAUUGCAGUAAACAUAAGUAGAAACCUAAAGGACUUAAAUCAGAAAUAUGCAGCACUUCAGCCUUAUCUGGAUCAGAUCACUUUAAUUCAGGAGCAAGUAGCAGCUACAAGUUGGAUGCAUAUUCAAAUAAACCAGAAGCAAAGUGCAAGAAGUUAG